CAGAAUACUUCAGUCAAGGUGUCAUGUGUCACAACCCACUGCGCUCCACAAUAGGGAAGUGAACUGCACUUCCUAUUUCCUCAGCGUUACUGCUGUCUACUGACUAAACCAGAAAUCGAGAGGAUGAGAAACGAAAGGAACACGUUUGACGCACGGUUUAUAAAUGAAUGUGAGCAGUAAAUGACACAUAUUAUCCGGUUCGGAUCCAGUUCUGCGUGCGUAAUGGGAGCGUCGCGCGUGCGUGCGGCACUUUGAUAAAACAGCGACUUCUGUAGCCUAUAUAAGUUUUACAUGUUGCUGGCUGAAGACGAUUAAAGAUGAAGAAACAGUUCAACCGCAUGAAACAGCUCGCCAACCAGACCGUUGGCAGAGCAGAGAAGACAGAAGUACUGAAUGACGACCUUCUUAUGAUUGAGCGGCGCCUUGAAAAUGUGCGAUUUGUCUCCCAUAAUGUGCACAAGAAGAUGGUCAUGUGUCUGCAGGGUAACGUGGGUUCAGAUGUGGACAAGAGACAUAAAAAGCUUCCUGUCACAGCCCUUUCACAAUCCAUGCUGGAUGGAGGAAGUCAGCUCGGAGACGAGUCCCUCAUCGGAAAGAUGAUGGAAGUCUGUGGAGAAGCUGAAAGCAAACUGGCCUUGGAGCAGAGCCAACAUGAAGUUCAGGUGGAGAGAGAUAUUCUGGAGCCUCUCAACCAGCUGGCGGAGGUGGAUAUUCCUAACAUCCUGAAGCAUAGGAAACAUUUAGCUAAGCUUGUGUUGGAUUUUGAUUCUGCAAAAGCCAGGUAUCAGCAGGCCACAAAGGCAUUUCCGACAGCUGCAAAUGCUCAAGCAAUGGCUGCCAAAGUUGACACACUUAAGGAGGAGAUGGAUGAAGCUCAGAACAAAAUGGAAAUAUGCAAGGAUCAAGUGGCAGCAGAUAUGUACAACUUUUCGUCCAAGGAAGGAGAAUAUGCUUGCUAUUAUGUGUUGUUGUUAGAAGCUCAAGCUGAAUACCACAGAAGAGCUUUGGCGUCCAUCGAGAGCGUCCUGCCCACCAUACAGUCACAGCAAGAUAAAUGGACAGAGAAGCCAGCGUUUGGCACGGCUCUGGAAGAACAUCUGAAACGCACUAGCAGAGAGAUCGCUCUGCCCAUAGAGGCCUGCAUUAUGAUGCUACUGGAAACCGGCAUGCAAGAAGAGGGUUUGUUCCGUAUCGCUGCCGGAGCCUCUAAACUGAAGAAGUUAAAGGCGGCACUGGACUGUUCCACUUCCCAACUGGAGGAGUUUUACUCUGACCCUCAUGCUGUAGCCGGAGCCCUGAAAUCUUACCUGAGGGAGCUGCCUGAACCUCUGAUGACCUACCAGCUGUAUGAAGAGUGGAUCCAAGCCUCAAAUAUCUCUGAUCCUGAUAAGAGGCUUCAGGCGCUGUGGGUGGUGUGUGACAUGUUACCAAAAGCCAACAAGACCAACUUUAGGUACCUGGUGAAGUUUCUUGCAAAGCUUGCUCUGGAAAGUGACGUAAAUAAGAUGACAGCGAGCAACAUCGCCAUCGUACUGGGACCCAAUUUACUGUGGGCCAAGACAGAGGGAAGCCUGGCUGAGAUGGCGGCUACUACCUCCGUGCAUGUCGUGUCUAUAAUAGAACUGAUAAUCAACCAUUCUAGCUGGUUCUUCCCUGAAGAUGUGGACUUCAAUGUCUCAGGCAUGUUUGCUAUGCCUGGGUGCCCGGGGACCCCUGACUCAGAAGCCGGGACCAUAGACAGGAGGCGCCCAGGCAGCCAGGGGUCGCUCGAUUCUGACACAUCCCGCAAAGACAGUAAUAUCGCCCGAGAUCCUGCAUCCAUACCCCCUGCCAUGAGGAACGGCCCGGGAGGUCUGAGUGGGACGACCGCUCAGCUGAAUGUGGUGACCCCUACCUCAGGUCCUAAGGGCCCUAGUCCAUUCUUGGGCCGCAGAGGUACAAAGAAACAAGCCCCAGCACCUCCCAAACAGAGCGUAAAAGCUGUUCCUAACCAGCCCUCAGCCCCGAGCACCCCUCAGCCUCUCAUCGCACCCCGCCGCAACAACCAGACCCCCAUCCAGGCCCCCAGCCACCCUCCUCCUCAACCUCCUCCCCAGAGCACAGAAGACACCGAACCGUCCCUUCCCAGAACGCCCACCCCUCCCGGUACACCUCCUCACGACGGCUCCCAGCUGCGCCCCAGGCCCACCCCUCGAGCACGACCCAAACCCAGCGGCCCGCCACCACCACAACCAUCUAGCGACGGCGCCAACGGUGUCUGUGUUUCUGGAUCCAAGAUUAUCUCAGAAAAUACAAAUACAGCAUAUGACCAAAUUGCAAGCUAUAUGGUAGCAUCCAGGCAUUUUUUUCCCAUUUCAUCUUUUUUCUUCAUUAAUAAAAAUAUGGAAAUUCAAACGAAAAUAGCACAUUUAUCCUUUUCCUGAGGUCAAAUGCACACAAAUACAGAAAUGGACUUUUCUGUACAAACCUGAUGGGAACGUCAAGCGCUCAGUGGAUGUCAGUUGCACUCUCUUUGAUUGUUUCAUUAUGACACAUUUCUACAGCUCAAUCAACUCUAAUAUGGAAACACACUCGUCUGGAGUCUGUAUAAACGGCAGGUGUUCAGUGUCAGUCUAUUGUGGACCUCAGAAAGCCCAGCACUCGCCCCCCUGCCAAACAACUCUCCUGAGGGUUUGGCUCCAUUAAGCCCAUUUAACAUGACGAAAGAAACUUUCAGAUGCUGUUGGAGACUAAAAACUCCAUCUUCAGAUUAUAAAGUUUUGAAACAAUCCCAGAUCCAGAGUUAACAAGCUUUAUUUUCGUAAGUAGGCUUGUCGGGAUAGAUGUCGUACACAGUGUGCGAGUGUUAGCAGCAUACAGCAGUGGUGUUUGAG
Messenger RNA from Sinocyclocheilus grahami, 2873 nucleotides. RefSeq names its product rho GTPase-activating protein 17-like. Gene Ontology annotation, biological process: positive regulation of GTPase activity; signal transduction; regulation of actin cytoskeleton organization. The record is from RefSeq and is a predicted model, not a curated record. Bases 318 to 2423 code for a protein of 701 amino acids. Gene Ontology annotation, molecular function: GTPase activator activity; protein binding. Gene Ontology annotation, cellular component: cytosol; cytoplasm; intracellular anatomical structure. Lineage: Eukaryota; Metazoa; Chordata; Actinopteri; Cypriniformes; Cyprinidae. The transcript has 19 exons.